This is a messenger RNA of Folsomia candida, 682 nucleotides long. RefSeq names its product putative ATP synthase subunit f, mitochondrial (gene ATPsynF). The transcript is spliced from 4 exons. Lineage: Eukaryota; Metazoa; Arthropoda; Collembola; Entomobryomorpha; Isotomidae. The record is from RefSeq and is a predicted model, not a curated record. Gene Ontology annotation, molecular function: proton-transporting ATP synthase activity, rotational mechanism. Bases 103 to 426 code for a protein of 107 amino acids. Gene Ontology annotation, biological process: proton motive force-driven mitochondrial ATP synthesis.
AAAUUGGGCAGAUCAAGUUCUCGUCUCUGCUGCUGGCCAUUUUUGUUCCGGCGAAAGUCCAAUUUUUUAAAGAAAUUCAUUUUUUUCGAAACAUUUUUCGAAAUGGGCUGGGGUGAGUAUCCGGCAGAGUACAAUGCAAAGGUGCACGGACCAUACGAUCCGGCCCGGUGGUAUGGAAAGCCUGACACUGCCUUCAGCCAGGUCAAGAUUGGAGAACUGCCUGCUUGGUUGGCGAGACGUAACAAGUCGCCGAUGGCGUUGGGACAAGCAAUUGGUCGUGCUUGGUGGCGGUGGAACCACAAAUACACGUUCCCACUGAAAGCUGGAAUUACUGGUCAUGCUCAACUGACCGUUGGCUUGAUGGCGUUCUUCUAUUUCAUUAAUUACACGAAAUACCGUAAACACAGGUUCUACAAGUACCAUUAAAUCAACCUUGCUGUUGUUCAAGUCAAUAAAAUCAACGGCCGGCAUCAUAAUGUAAUUGGGACAUAAAAUCAGAACAAAAUUCAAAAAGAAAGAAAAUGAAUUUAGCCAUGGCGUAGUUAACAAACUGUAAGUGUAAUUAAAAAAUUGAGUUGUAUCUAUUGUAGGGAGGAUAUGCUUUCCGAAGUCAUGUUUAUGAUAUGAGGUCCUUAUGAAUCCUUUAAAUUUUAGUAGUAAAUAAAUAAUGUAAAUGGCUAUA